Molecule: messenger RNA, 1150 nt
Organism: Prorocentrum cordatum
Lineage: Eukaryota; Dinophyceae; Prorocentrales; Prorocentraceae
Source: the annotation of a GenBank genome assembly
GAUCAUCGCCUUCACCACUGAGAAGUGCCGACGCUUCUUGGUGCAACAGCUCAUCGAGGACAUGUUCAAUAAGGUCAAGCGCCGCACCGACAUGAAGAAGAAUAACGUAUGUACUGCUCACUGCGCGAUGGGCGUCGUGUUGGACAAGAAGGUAGUUGAGCAGACCCACCGCUACGACGCCGUCCAGAAGUCGACUGCCAUGGCCACCCAGCGGGACAGCAGGUUUGAGCCUCACUCGUUCAAUCCAGUUUUCCAGAAGACGUCCCUGCACAGUGGUUUGAAAAAGCUGGACCUCACGGGGAUCGCGUCCUUCAAGGACACGAGCUGGUAUUCGCCAGGCGCAACUGGCCAUUGGCAAUCGUAUUGCGAUAUCGAGUUGUGCCGUCAAGCUGACGCCCAGAACCGACUUGGCAUGAUGGACCGCAAGUUCCUGUGCAGGCUGAUCAAUAACGAGCUUAUCUUCAGGCGCAGGGGCACUGUGGACUGGAUGAUUGGGGUCGGCACGGUAUGCGGUACCCUGGCUGUUGCUUUGCCUGUGCAGGAGGUGGCUCCGAGAGUGUACAAGCUCAUCCCCGAUAGCGCGAGGAGGCUCUACGCGAUAUUAGAUGCAUCGGAGUGGGAGGCGCUGCCCUUCCGCUGGAGCUCGCCCAUCCGCCAGGCCAUCAAGGCUGAGCUGCGGAGUCUGGGGGUGGCCGCCACGUCCGAGGCAUAUUCGACGAAGGAGGUCGUGCUCAAGGAUGCGACGAAGUACAGCGACUUCACCGCCCUCGCCGAGGGCGUGGGGGAGCCGAAGGCCUUGUUGGUAUGCGCGGCUCUCCAGGGGUUCUGGGAUUUGCCCUUGUCUGUGCUGCGCGAGAUCGCGACCAUGCUCGACGUUGACAUCAAGGAGUGCAGCAUCAUCGGGGUGCUGGAGGCCUUGGGGUGGAAGCUCAUCCCGAAUUGCACGCAGCAGAAGAUUAUCGACAUGAUGCACAUGCGCCACCUCGCGUACGAGCGGUCGGAGGAGUCCCUCGACGACCUCGUCGAGAGCGAGUGGGUGACCCACCACUUCGACAAGGACACCGCCGAGUACGUGAUGAGCGAGAUCAAGGCGGCAAAGGAGAGCAUCGCCCAUCGGGCGAACUAUCGGAAGGACCUCAGCAAGUUCAAG